UGUCCAUGUACCAUGAGCCGUCCAUCGAGUUCAGAGACCCCAGACUCCCGAGUUCGCACUCCAAAGCGUCCACGUACAGACUCUAGCUCCAUGUCGCCUCUACCGGCUCCGUUUGUCCGCAACACGCAGUUCUGGUACGAUGACGGCAACGUCAUCAUCGUCGCACAGAAUGUAGGCUUCCGUGUCUACAAAGGCCUGCUGUCCAAAUCAUCCAGGGUGCUUGGCUACAUGGUUAAUGCUGCGCAGCUUCCUCCGAGUCAAUCGCGAGACCAGCCUGAGAGCGGGGACAACUGCACCGUUGUUCACGUCACCGACACGGCCGCGGAGAUGCGUUCACUGCUGAUGGUUCUCUUAGAAGGGCGGCACUACAUGCAACGACGCCUGGAGUUUACGUUCGAAGACAUGGCGAAUUGCAUUCAACUCGCGUACAAGUACGAGAUCGAGGACCUCCUCGAGGACUCGUUGAAGGAGCUCAGACGGUACUAUUCAGACGACUUCGACGCAUGGGACUCCAGGGUCGAGAGCGCGGAGCCGACACACGCGAUUGUGGCAGUCAACCUGGCGCGCCUCGUGUGCCCCGGUGCACAAUCGCUAUUCCCCUCUGCUAUCUACGCCUGCUGCCAACUCGACGCAAUGGAGAUGGUGGACGGACACAAGCGCGAAGACGGCGCGGUGGACUCUCUGAGCCGGGAAGACCUCGCGCUCUGCAUCAAUGGAAAGGCGGAGCUUUGCGUCCGUGCGGUACCGUUCAUCCACAAGCUGUUCGGGCUUACCAACAACACGAGCUGUACCUCGAGCGAUCAAUGCCGAAAAUCCCUCACCUCUCUACAGAAUCUACGGAGCUCCCGCGUUAACGUCAGCGACGGCUGCGACCUUCUCGCCUCAUGGGAGGGGAAGAUCAGGAAGUGUGGCAGCGGCCGCAGGACGAGUGCGGAGAGGGACAUGCCUCUGUGUGCCUCGUGCAUCACAGCGCUGUGCAUAAGGGAGAGGAUGCUGCGCAGGGAAAUAUGGUUGGAUAAAGUAUGGUUGGAUGUGUCGGCAUUGCAGGCUCUGGACGAGGACGAGUCUGAGGAGGAUGACGCUGAGAGUGCCCAGGACCACUAAUAUCUUCAGUCACGGUCCAUUGUCUAGAGCUUUCCCACUGUCGCGUAUGUCGUCCCAGUACACACUGGGGACGCAGUAUGGCUUCUGAUCAAGUUGUAUGGACGGUA
Messenger RNA from Rhodofomes roseus, 1211 nucleotides. RefSeq lists its product as uncharacterized. The coding region runs from base 13 to 1104 and encodes 363 amino acids. The record is from RefSeq and is a predicted model, not a curated record. Lineage: Eukaryota; Fungi; Basidiomycota; Agaricomycetes; Polyporales; Fomitopsidaceae. The transcript has 2 exons.